UUUCUUACCAAUUGCUAAGUGGGCUCCCUAGAAAUAGAACUUAGAACUUUGGGGGCCAGCUGGGCAGGCGGGCGCCGGUUGCUGGGGUGAUGGCCUUCAAGGUCUCUCCCCACAGAGGCCCCAGGAGUCUGGGGAGGCGACAUGGUGGGGUCUGGGAUCCCAGCUUUGGGCCUCUUGCUGCUAAUGCAGGGCUCAGCAGAUGGGAAUGGAAUCCAGGGAUUCUUCUAUCCAUGGAGCUGUGAGGGAGAUGUGUGGGACCGGGAGAGCUGUGGGGGCCAGGCGGCAAUUGACAACCCGAAUCUCUGUCUGCGUCUACGAUGCUGCUACCGCGACGGGGUCUGCUACCACCAGCGGCCGGAUGAAAACAUGAAGAGGAAGCACAUGUGGGCACUUGGCUGGACGUGCGGAGGCCUCCUCUUCCUGAUCUCCAGCACCUGCCUGUUCUUGUGGGCCAAGCGACGGGAUAUGCUGCGGCUGCCGUGGUUCCUGAAGGACAAGUGCAACCUGUCCAAGACCGUCUCUCUGUUAUCCAAGGACCGGACACCGAGUGAAAAGAAGAUGGCGUCCAUUGGCAGCAUGCCCACGGAGGGGGCCCUGGACGUCUCGGGGGGCACUGAUGGGGAGGGCACGGAAGGGGGCGAAGAACCAGAAGCAGGGGAGGAGGAAGAUUAGGGGCACCCCUGGAGGGACCCCUCAAUACAGAUAUAGCACAGAGAUGCAUGGUCUCUUUUCUGAGAAGCAUGAAGCAGGGGG
Messenger RNA from Physeter macrocephalus (sperm whale), 753 nucleotides. RefSeq names its product transmembrane protein 190 (gene TMEM190). NCBI's taxonomy places the organism in Eukaryota, Metazoa, Chordata, Mammalia, Artiodactyla, Physeteridae. The record is from RefSeq and is a predicted model, not a curated record. The coding region runs from base 142 to 672 and encodes 176 amino acids. Gene Ontology annotation, cellular component: inner acrosomal membrane. Gene Ontology annotation, biological process: hematopoietic progenitor cell differentiation. The transcript has 5 exons.